UUGGCUAGAAGGGACAUUCUCAAGUAUUGACUUUGGUGAGAUGUCCUCUCAGCGUACCAUUGUCUCCCACCUGCCAACUUCUGUGUUUCCUGAAGGGAUCAAGAAAGAAGGAAAGGUGUGGGACCAGUGAAGCAGAAGUGGGUCAGCUGAAACAGCUGGUAGAAACUCAUCAAACGUUCCGAAUCUAAUCCGGUCAUAAACAAGUUCAUUCCCAAAAUCGACGGCUGGCAUGCCUGAGACGGAGGUACUAGAGGGUUCGGUGAGAUCCAGGAACGGUGAAGUGCGCGCAGAAUCCGUGACGGAGAGGGAGGACCUGUUUGAUGAAACGUAUAAAGAAAAAGACGGUCCAAAGCCUCCAAUGAUAAUCGUGUGGAAGAAUGUCAUUUUGAUGACUUUGUUGCACAUAGGUGCGGUGUACGGCAUCUUCCUCCUUCCAUCUGCGCGCAUGUUGACCUUGGCUUGGUCUGUUAUUUGCUUUUUAAUCAGUGCUUUAGGAGUGACUGCAGGGGUUCAUCGGCUGUGGAGCCACAAGUCUUACAAGGCGUCUUUACCUCUCAGAAUUUUUCUUGCCUUUGCCAACUCCAUGGCCUUUGAGAAUGACAUAUUUGAAUGGUCUCGGGACCAUAGAGUUCACCACAAGUUUUCAGAGACUGAUGCCGACCCCCACAACGCCGUCCGUGGGUUCUUCUUCUCCCACAUUGGUUGGCUUCUGGUGCGCAAACACCCUGACGUCAUUGAAAAGGGGAAGAAGAUCGACCUCAGCGACUUGAAAGCAGACAAAGUUGUUAUGUUCCAGAGGAAGUAUUACAAGAUAUCAGUGGUGCUGAUGUGCUUCACUGUCCCCACGUUGGUGCCUUGGUACUUGUGGGGCGAAAACUUUUGGGUGAGCUACUUUGUGCCCGGCCUGCUGAGGUACGCUGUGGUGCUAAACAGUACGUGGUUGGUCAACAGCGCUGCUCACAUGUGGGGCAACCGGCCCUACGACGUCAACAUCUACCCCAGAGAAAACAAGUUGGUCAUCUUAACAACCAUAGGCGAAGGAUUCCAUAACUAUCAUCACACCUUCCCCUAUGACUACGCGACAAGUGAGUUUGGCUGCAAAAUGAACCUGACUACCUGUUUCAUCAACUUCAUGUGUUUUCUCGGCCUGGCGAAGGACUGCAAGACAGUGGCCCCGGAAAUAGUUCUGGCUCGGGCCCAGCGCACUGGAGAUGGAAGCGCCCGGAACCGAAGUGGUUGAGGAUUUCCCCUCUUAACCACUUUCCAAGUAUAUAGUUAAGGGGGGGGGGAAAAGUGUAAUUUACUGUGUAAUUUUUAAACACGCUUGUUGUAGCUAAAACCACAGAAUCACUUUUCCUCUUUGUGGGCUUAACAUGAAGAGCUCUUUAAGGAUUAAUGUUAGCUUUUGAAAACGGGACUUUGAUCGCCUUGUUGUGUUUUGUAUUUUGGUUUUUCUCUUAGCUGCAGCUAAUAGGAAUUUUGUGAGACGAUAAAAAGACUACAGUACAGGUUGAAAAAUAAGAAAGCCCAAAUUAAAUUGAAAAGUAUUGCGACACCUUUAAAUCUCCAUCUUGAAGUGAAACUGUCCUUUGUGUCUAUAGCUUUCGUGUAUAGCAAUGUAGCCAAAACAGAACAUUGUGAGACUUUACAGCAAACGUUCAAUAUUUCAAUACAUUUCAAAUUUCAGAUUUACAGAUUUAAUACAGACAAUACAUGGUCCCUCCCAAAAACGCCUAAAUGCUCACUGCAAUUCUACACAUUUUGCCAUGAGGUAGAGAAAAGAUCAGUUUCAUAGCUAAUUUCCCAUUUGUAAAUUCAGCCAUGCAUAGAGGCAUAUUCAGCUGCACUCCAGUUAUGCCACAUUUUUCGAAAUUAGUAAGCAUUUUCUUUUUAAAUAGUUCACUGUUUAUAUGCACUUUUUAAAAUGCUGUUUGCAUUCAACAGCACAUUUAAUUUAAUUGGCUUUUUAACGUUUUUUCACUAACAAUAAAAUACUUCUAAAAAGGAAAUGCAAACCUCAUCUUUACUUCGUGUAAGUUAACAUCUGCAAACGGACAUCUCAAUGAAAACUUUUUUUUACUUAGUACUUAAAAAAAAAAAAACGUUUUGAAGAGAUCUGCGCAGCCCUCCGCUUCAUUUUGAAAUCGCGAUUUUCCACCUGAAUUGUUACCUCGCUUACUUUAACAUUGCUGUAUAGCGUUAUCUCUGGCAUAUCAGGAAAACGUGAAUCGGAUUUCCCGUAAUAUUAAAUAUGUAUGUAACUAAAAUGUGCCAUGGGUCGGACGUGUAAAGUGCAUCCAUAUCAUAGACACGUUAUUAGCCCAUUGUGGCUGGGUGGUGCAGUUCGACAAUCUACUUGGCCCCACAAAUAUUGAGCGGCACUUUCGGUCCUGAGUCCUUCGCAGAUUUUACGGUUGAAUUUGAUUGUGACUAAGGAGAUUGUUCAGUAGGGGAAUUACUUUUUAAUGAUUACCACAUAUUUCGAUUCAUACAUCCUCUGGCGUGUGUGCUCUCUAAGUUUUGUAUUCAUGUUGCCUUUGUGGUUUUCAAAAGUUUUGCUUUUAGUAGCCUACCCCCCUUGACAACAGCACAGGA
Messenger RNA from Esox lucius (northern pike), 2595 nucleotides. RefSeq names its product stearoyl-CoA desaturase (delta-9-desaturase) (gene scd). The coding region runs from base 230 to 1240 and encodes 336 amino acids. Gene Ontology annotation, molecular function: iron ion binding; palmitoyl-CoA 9-desaturase activity; stearoyl-CoA 9-desaturase activity. The transcript has 7 exons. Gene Ontology annotation, cellular component: endoplasmic reticulum membrane. The record is from RefSeq and is a predicted model, not a curated record. Gene Ontology annotation, biological process: unsaturated fatty acid biosynthetic process; response to fatty acid. Lineage: Eukaryota; Metazoa; Chordata; Actinopteri; Esociformes; Esocidae.